This is a messenger RNA of Triticum dicoccoides, 3659 nucleotides long. RefSeq lists its product as uncharacterized. The record is from RefSeq and is a predicted model, not a curated record. Bases 2334 to 3422 code for a protein of 362 amino acids. The transcript has 13 exons. Lineage: Eukaryota; Viridiplantae; Streptophyta; Magnoliopsida; Poales; Poaceae.
CAUACCCCCGUUUAUGGCCUCACCCUCUCCUCUGUGUCGCCCCCCUCACAAUCCACUGUUCCCAUCCCGUCCCCAUCCGCCUGCAUCUAGAUCUCCAGUGAUUCGAGCUCCCUCUCCCAUUCUGAUCCGGUCAUGGCGUCUUCUUCUUCGUCAAUUCCUACCGUCUCUCUCGCCGGAACAGAGGACAUCGCUCCUCUCCCCCUCAUACGAUGCCCUAGAUGCAACACUGGGGUGAUCUAGUGGUUCAUCUCUGAGACUCCCCUCAACCCCGGUCGGCAUUUCUACAAAUGCUAGUUCCGCGAUUCUGGGCGUUGCACUUUUUGGAAAUGGGAGAACAAGUACAUCGACUACCUUCACUCUAGAUGGGCACACGUUUUUCUUCCAGUACAUGCUUCUGCCCAGGAAAUCCCCACCGUGAUCCUUCGUGACAUUCAGUCAGACCUGAAGAUUGCUCUUGCCGUUGCACUUGGUACCCUUGCUGCUGUGAUGAUGCUUCUAGUCUCCAAGAUGUAGAUCGGUUCUAAUGAUGUAAUAGGCUAAUAUAUAAUUAGUAUGAUCAGUACGCGAAGCAGACCCUAUCUAUGCAACCAUGUAAUAGCUAGCUAUGAUCCUGAUCCUGAAUCCACUUACCUAACUCAGUUAGCCCCUCUGUAAAUUUUCAAAUAAGUCAUACAGAGGUGCUAAUGUGAAAGUUUGAAUAUAAUAUAUUCUCAUCCUGCUCCAUUUCUUUGUUUUCAUCAUUUUAGUUAUACUAUCUUUAUUUUCACCAUCAGUAAUGUCUGCUAUAAUUCAGCAUUUUUACCAUGGAUGUAACAUUUUUUAUACUAUGAUAUUAAAAUCCGAAACAAGAAUUCAUUACACCUGGAGCAGGCAGUCAUUAAUUUUCACUGUUAUACAUUUUUCACAUUUAAUUUCAUUAAUUUCUCCUUUUUGACUACUACUGUGUGCACAGUUCCGAGCUCGGUCCCCUUUAUCUUCUUCUUCCUCUGUCCCAGAUAGCUUUUCCCCUCAUCUUCUUCUGUCCCUGCCCUUUCCCCUGUUCUACCUCCUAUGGUCUUCUUCUUCUGCCACCUGCAUCUUUGCUUCUUCUGAACAAGAUCCACACAAAAUGUCUUCACCACUUGCAUGCCCUACCGAAGAUCCAGACCCUCUUGAUGACCCUGAGUUCUUCAAUAUACAUUCUACUGGGCCAAGUCAAACAUCGAGGACUUCUGUGCAGAAGGUACUUUCAGUAACAUCUCAGUUCGACGAGUACAAAGUUUUCCUUGAUCAAGACAUGGGUUGGGGAGGUAUCCUCAAAAUCAGACCACUACCAAGGAUCAACCUUAAAUUCAGUAAAUGGGUCAUGAAUAGAGUGGACACAAUUAGCAGAUCUAUCAUUCUUGAUAAUCUUAGAAGGUUGAGGUUCACAGAUGUAGAUGUUCAUAAGGUAUUCGGUAUACCAUGUGGGCAACUGGACAUUGCAAAACAGGAGCCACCUAACGAAACCACAGUAAACAACAUAUGUGCCGCCCUCGGGAUGCCUGAAAAGGGAAAUUAGAUAUUGAAAUCAGCUGAGAAAGUUUUAUGCCGUCCACUGUCAGAAAUUUUUUCAUCAACUAUCGAGAAAGACAGUUUUAAAAUGCCUUUAGUUAUUUUUGCCAUGGGUCACUUGCUUGCACCAACCAGCAAGCAUGAUGCCGCUACAAUUGAUUACUGAGCAGCAUUAGUUAACCCUGAGAGAAUAUCUGAUUUCAAUUGGUGUGAGUAUGUAUUACAAGAUUUGUUGAAAGCUGUAUCCAAGUUAAAAGCUGACAUCCUAAACAACCGAGCCAUCACACACUUAGAAGGUUGCCAUAUUUUCCUUCAGGUUUUCUACCUUGAUAAUGUUGACCUAGGAAUUUUCAAUAUGUCACACAACACACUCCCAAGGAUAUUGGAUUUCGAUCUGUCAACUUUUCGUGCGAUGAUCCUCCAGUGCAGCAGCCCUUCAAAGAACACGGAAGACUAUUCCAAAGUCCGGAUCCGUCCAGCUGCUGAAAUUUGUUACAAAUGAGCUGUUUGGGAUUCUACACCAGACAUUCAUACUCCUAUAGCAACCAAUGGACCUGCUAACAGCGACAGUCGCAGUCUACAGCUACCUCAACAGAAUAUUCGUCGCCAAUAUAGCCCUUCUAUAAGUACUGGAACAUCGGGUAUACAAUGAAGUUGGUAUAAUGCUUAAACAACACAAUGCCAUAACAUUCAAGAUGAUUGCCGAUGCAAAAGGUUCAAUUUUAAAGGAGAAUCUUCGUUUCCUCAACAAAAUAGCCCCCAAGUUGGAGAACAGAUGCACAUGAUGUUUAAAAAGAUCAAUGCCAUGCCUUCUUCAGCCCAAUACUCAAGGACAGUCCCCCAAUGCAAGCUCAUUCACCACACCGGAUCCUAAUUAUGCAUUGAAACAUCGGCAUCUGUAUAAUGAUGAUUCAGAAGCCGACAGUCGAACCGCAUCUUCAUCAACCAAACGGAAAGCACUUCAUAGCUCACACGACAGAACAACUGUCGGCACUUCAUCAUUCCACACACCUGAAUCUUCCAAUGCUGCUCGUAACAAGUCCAAGCAUGAUACUAUCAAAUCAUGGGCAGACACAAUUGCUGGUGGAAUUUUCAUGUACAAUGAUGACAUAUCUAUCCCCGAUGGAUCCGUAAUUCUUGGUCAGUCAUCUGCACAACCUACUGAAAAAGUUUCGGUCAACCAUUCUCAUUACGCCAUCAGUCAUUGGUCAUUAGGUGCGACCAUCGACUUCCCCUCAAUCUCACAUCAAGACCGAUUGGCAACUACAAUUUACCGCCUACAAAUAGCUGACAAAGAACGAUUCAGCAUCACACACCCAAGACCUAGGUUCAUAUCUUUGUCAUGUGAGGCAAUUGCAGAUCAACUAGUUGGUACAGACAUAAUUGACCAUGAAUUGUUUUCGUUGCUAAUCUGCCGUACUAGACAAAUUGAUCAAGAAUACCUUUACCCACAAAAUUCAGGGCCAUGCCGCCAUUUCCUCGAACAAGAUUUUGCGACUAGUGCUUUAUCCAAUGAAAAGGUCUGGCUUCUCAAAUCAGUACAAAACCAGUUCAUUGGGAAACUUGUUCCUUACAACAUAUCUCAAUGCAAAAUGUGGCACAUACUUGCUAUUCUAGAAUCCGGCUGGGCGAUUUUCACAUGGGACAUGCUACGAAAAACAAUUUAUAUCCUUGAUGCUACCUCAGGGCUCACUAGCCAACUGAAGAAGAUGCAUGAAAUUGUUGCUGACAAAUUACAUGUUGCCCUUUUUGCUUGCAUCUUGAUUUAUUUUUUAAAAGUGGCAUGUCGAUUAUUCAAACUGGAAGAAGAAAUUCCCUUUCCUUACAACAUUUCUCUUCCCAAAGAACGAAUCAGGCGUCUGCGCCAUUCACCUUGCAAGACAUUUUAAUGGAACAUCUCUUGAAGAAAUUUUGACUCAUGAUGGAUUAAAUAGGGAGAGAGGAUUCCUGCUUCACCAAAUCCUACUGAUAAAGGGGAACAUAUCAAACCUACCACAACCUCUCCAUGAAGCCCUAGUCAGCAACUGAAGAACUUGAAAAUGCAGCUCACUUGUUUUCCACCUUUGUUUUUAUGCUUGAUGAUAUCAUGUACUAUGACUUUUAAUAAAGAACCAUUGUGUGCUGUC